Messenger RNA from Danio aesculapii, 2500 nucleotides. RefSeq names its product refilin B (gene rflnb). Gene Ontology annotation, biological process: actin filament bundle organization; negative regulation of chondrocyte development; skeletal system morphogenesis. The record is from RefSeq and is a predicted model, not a curated record. Gene Ontology annotation, molecular function: filamin binding. The transcript has 3 exons. Gene Ontology annotation, cellular component: actin filament bundle. Lineage: Eukaryota; Metazoa; Chordata; Actinopteri; Cypriniformes; Danionidae. Bases 541 to 1125 code for a protein of 194 amino acids.
GGUGUUUAAAGGGAGGGUCUCCUGACUCUCUUUAAUUGUCACUCCAAUCAGCAGUGGGAGGCAGUUUUAAAGGCGUCUCCUUCUCGCAGGCGCUUGUAAAACAAUGAGCGUCUUUGAGUGCGGACUGCUUUGAAUGCAGGCAGGCUGACAAGAGGAUAAACUCGCGUCCCCUUCCUUCCCCGGCGAUGAGAGGAUGAUGACCCCCUGACUGAAAGCGUCGGGGAACUUUCCAUUCCGCUCACACUUCUUACCAAGCCAUUUGAACUUGGCGACAACAAACACAUUCGCAGUUUCUCAGAUCUGCGUUUCAAAGUCUGGAGUAACGGGAGCGCUGAGCCAGAGCCACGAAACGGAUUACCGACCAUCGUUCACGGCAUCUCACAGCUGGUUUACUUUACACGAGCCGCUCGAAUCUCUGGUUAGACCUGGUUUCCCGCGAGAUCGACGGGGGAAAGACUAUUCUACACGUAAUUCGAUUUGACUGCAUUAUUAGGAGAACUUGUGGAGCCUGCCCGCAAGUGUUGAGCAACUUUAAAAGCAAUGGUGGGAAGACUGAACUUGCGGAAUGUGUCUGACGACGAUCCGCUGGAUAUGAACUUCAAAGCUGACCGGCCGCUGGACAGUCCUGACUCCGGUCUGCCCCCCAGUCCGAGCCCGAGCGUCUGGUUACUGCAGGGCGCAGGCGCUGGAACCCCGGUUACUGAGGACGAGAGCAGAGGGACAGCAGCGGUUCCUAAUAAUCGGCAUUUGCAUGCAUUGUCCUAUGGAGAAGGAAUUGAACUUGAUUCUCUGCCACUAAAAGAAAUAAGAUACACAUCGUCGGUGCGUUAUGAUUCAGAUCGGCACUUCAUUCAGGAUGUGACCCUGCAGCCCAGGGGUUUGGGUCUGGAGAUGUGCAGUCAGACAGUGCUGGCUCUUCCUCAGAGCACCUGGAGACAUUAUAAGACCCAGCUGGAGUUCGGGCCCCGUCAGAGGGUGCAGCGCUAUCAGAGCACCACCAUAGUGUAUCCCAAACACACCCGGACCUUCUACACUACCCAGCUCAAUUAUGACGGGCACAAGCUGACCAAGCGCUUCUUCUCUGCGGUAGAGCUGCAGGCUUCUGAUUGCAGGGCUGCUUUUUGAAACACACACACACACAGGGGCAUCUGUGCCUGACAUUACACCCAUAUGUACCAAUUAUAAACCACCGCCUGCAUUCAUCUAGUCCCAAGAGGAAAAAAAGGGAAACUCUGACUGAAAUUGUUGCCAGUUGGAAAGGGCUUCCAAGACAGACGGUCAGUUUUAGUGAGAUUGUUUUAGACUGGAGGGGAGUAAGCAACUGUGUUUGCUUAAAGGGAUAGUUCACACACAAAAAUUCAAAUCAUCAUCAUUUAUUCAUGUUUUAAACCAGAGUUUCUUUCUAAAGUUGAACAUAAAGAAAGAUAUUUAGAAGUAUGCUGGAAAGCAGCAGCCAUUGACAUUCAUAGUGUUUUUAGUUUAUACUGUUAAUGCUAGUGGCUGCGUUUCCCCCCAACAUUCUACAGAAUAUCUUGUUUUCUGUUCAACAGAAUAAAGAAAUUCAUAAAGGUUUAGAACCAAUUGAGUGUGAGUAAAUGAUCAUUUUUGGGUGAACUAUCCCUUUAAGAGCAGCAUUUAGACAUUUGAAUGGUUUUCUCCAUCAGCGCUCAAUGAUGGUGUGCAACAAUGGUUUUUAAUCGUAUGUAGAAAUGUGGUUGAUUUUUUUGUGAGAUUCAGGUUUCAGAGAUCUGAUUGUGAACGGUCACUGUUUUGAAGACUUAGAUUUGAUGUUUCUCUAGCAAGUGUAGUUGGCCAUAGAGAAAUACUGGAUGUACAAACUGAUUUGCCCUGCCAUAAAAUAGAUGCCUUUAAGGUUGAGUUACAAAGUUAUAGCUUCUAUACAUAUCUUGUUCACAUGUAUUUAACGGGUUCAGAUCUCACUGAGGGAAAAGUUCAUAUAUUAGGUCUUUGAGAAGUUUUUUUUUUUUUUAAGAACCAGGGUAUUUUCGGGUGUUUUUGCACAAGGGGUAUGUGUCGUAUAUCUAGGCCGAAGCAUUAACUUCAUCAGAAACUAACCUGUUCUGCACAUUUUACUACUGUAAUAACACUUGUGCCGUUAUCCAUCUUCUGACUUCCACAGCUCUCUUUGGUUUUAGCAAGUUGUUUUCAGUAUUUUCACUUAUGGAUGAAGACAUUAGAAGAGAGUCACCAUAGAAAUGAACUGAUGCUGCAGACCGAAGCAUCUGUAGACCAGUGUUUGAAGUAAAUUAUAAUGUAAAUAACAGCACUUCUUCAGUUUAAGAAUGUUUUUAUUAUCUAUUUAUUUUAUAUUCUUUUUUUUUUUUUUUAAAUCUGUGCAGUUAUUGACUGAGUGAGUGACACAAAUGUGCUGGUUUUAAAGUCUGAAGUCUGUUUUAAUUCUUUUAACUGAUUCUUUUAUUGUUUAUGUUGAGAUGGUUAUUGACUUAAAAUGAAAUAAUAAAUUCAUUUUUUUAAGUUA